AUGCCCGUCACCGAAUUCGCAUCCAUAUGCCUCCGCCCCAGCUUCGACGAGCUCGACUUCCUCGAGGCGCUCAUGGAAGUCCAAGAAAUCCAAGACAGCUGGACGCGCAUAAACCACCCGUGCAACCUCGCGCCCAACACCAACCUCAGCAGCAUGUACAUUGAGCACAGCGAUCCGCCGUCGCUCCUCAUCACCGCGCCGUGGCACUCGCCCGACGCGCACGGCGAAUGGAUCCAGACGAGCGAGAACCAGACCUGCAAUGCGAAGCUGUCGCACUUUAUCCAGCCCGGCUGCGACGCCGUCCUGCUGAUACACUUGAGCCCCGCGGGGAAGGAGCAGCAACUACGAAGGGCGUUUUUGAACAAGGAGAGCUUCAACGUGGUCAGGAUUACGGUGGCGCCCGAGAAGAAGGGCAAGCUACAGGAGGCGUAUAUCAAGGAGGAGGAUAGGGUGGCUGCGCUGGAGGGGGAUCAGAAGCUCUGGGCGGGGUGGAGGAUUGAGAAGCAGCAUGGCGAGGAGGAGUUGGUUGUGUUUUGGACAGACGAGGUGGUCGAGGAGGAGGUGUGGGCGUUGACGGAGCUGGGGGAUAAGACUGAGCGGAGACGCUUUAGGCAUGUCGUGUAG
Messenger RNA from Pochonia chlamydosporia 170, 624 nucleotides. RefSeq lists its product as hypothetical. The coding region runs from base 1 to 624 and encodes 207 amino acids. The record is from RefSeq and is a predicted model, not a curated record. Lineage: Eukaryota; Fungi; Ascomycota; Sordariomycetes; Hypocreales; Clavicipitaceae. The transcript has a single exon.